Heterotrigona itama is the source of this 1675-nucleotide messenger RNA. Lineage: Eukaryota; Metazoa; Arthropoda; Insecta; Hymenoptera; Apidae. The record is from the annotation of a GenBank genome assembly.
AUGUUUUUAAACAGUAAAUGCAUUUCAGCGGAACGAAUGAACAAACGGAAUAUGAUGUUCAGAGCGUCGAAAAGUUACGCGUGAUUGCACGUUGGCUAAUCUAAAGAAACGAAUUAAGAAAUUUUUUAUCCGUGUAAUUCUAGAAUCGAAAUUUAUACACUACGUUGUAUUAAAUUAAAUAUUUUCUUGCGAAAUGAGGCUCCUUGUAAUUAUUAAAAUCUCGGGAUAUCACGUGAGAACACGCCCUGGUAAGAAGGAUAUCCGGUAAUGUCGGUGUAGUAAUUUAAGUGGUCGAUGCUUCUUUUUCCGGCAACCGGCGUCCAUUUUCGUUGUUGGCUUGUCUAAGGUUGGCGCGUUUAGCACCUAUGAACGGAUAAUUCAACGAUAAGCGAGAUAAGUAAGUACAUCUCCCGUAGAAAAUAAAGCUUGCAUUCUAUUCGAAUUUCUUUUUAGAGUUUACUAAACUUCCACGAUACGUUGGCGUAAGUAGUUGCGAUCAGGAAAAAAAAAAGCUUCGUUGAUUGAUCUGCGAAUAUUAGCGUCUGUGCAGUGAAUGAAAAUUUCGUCGCUCAUAAGGAAAUCUCGUUGGAAUAAAUUUUAGAUACCGAUCGAUCAAUGGAAGGCGCGCCAGCCAGUCGAGGUGGAUUUCGUGGUGGCCGUGGUGGGCCGGGCGGUCCUAUGAGAGGACGCGGUGGUUUUGGGGACAGAGGAGGAAGGGGUGGCCCUCCGAGGGGUGGUGGUAUGAUGAGAGGUGGCAGAGGUAGUGGACCUGGAGGUGGAAUGAGAGGCGGUCCACCAGGAAUGAGAGGUAGAGGUGGUCCUCCUGGAAGAGGUGGUCGUGGUGGACAUUUUCCUCCUGGGGGUCCACCGGAACCAGGAAUGUCUAGUGGUCCAGGAGGUGGUGGACCACCACCACCAGGAAUGGGAGGUUUACCGCGUGGUGGUAGCAGAGGAGGUGGAAGCAGUGGUUUCCGAGGCAGAGGAAGAGGUGAUUUUGGUAGGAGUGACAAUCCUAGAGGUAGUAGCAGUUUCCGUGGACGAGGAAUGGAUAGAGGCAGUAGAGGAGGAUCUCGAGGUGGAUCUGGUAGAGGUGGUCUAGGUGGCAGAGGCUUUGGCGAUCGUGGAAAUAGAGGAAGUAGUGGACGUGGUAGUGGCCCGUCGAAAAGGGGAGGUGGACCACCAGGCUCGAGCGGACCUUCAAAAAGGCCGAGAUUUGAUCAACCAUCUUCGCAAUCUGCGAAUGGUUAUGCCACUCAACCACCAAGUCAAGGAUAUGGAGGUGGAACUAGCAAUGCCUAUGGUGGAGGACAGCAACAACCGCAGCAGCAGCAGCCAGUAGGAUACGGUGGUGGUUAUGGAUCACAAAAUUAUACUCAGUCAUCGUAUCAAAGCUACGAAAGUUAUCAACAACCGCCAGAUUAUGGUCAAACAGCUGGAUAUCCACCGUCAGCAGCUACUGAUAGUAGGUAUGGAGGAGCAUCUGCUGUACCAACUACAGGAGCUUUCAGUACUGGUGAUCCUUACAGCUAUGGCAAAGCUCCACCAUCAGGUUGAUAACGACUAUGCUGUCACAGAUGGUCGUACUACCAAUUCACUGAGCCAAGCAACAUCUGCCACAUGACUGGCAUCGACGUUGUUCUUCAAGAAGAUUCAAGUCUUUUUUUUUUUUUUUUUU